CGGAAAGAGCCGAAGAUGUCAGCUCGGUCAUGUGAUCAGCUGUGUCCAAUCACAGCUGAACACAUGGGACAUGUACACUGAUCAUCAGGGCACUGAUGAUCAGUGUGCCCUGAUGAUCUGUGUAGCCACAGCAGUGACACCUGUCAGUGUCCAUCAGUGCCACCUGCCAUUUCCCAUCAGUGCCACAUCAGUGCCACAUUUCAGUGCCUACCAGUGCACAUCAAUGCCACAUAUCAGUGCCCAUCUGAGCUGCCUUACAGUGUCACCCAUCAGUGCCAGUCAGUGCCACCUAUCAAUGCCAGUCAGCGCUGCCAAUCAGUGCCACCUAUCAGUGCCAGUCAGUGCCACCUAUCAGUGCCAUGCCACCUAUCAGUGCCAGUCAGUGCCGCCUAUCAGUGCCAGUCAGUGCCACCUAUCAGUGUGCCAGUCAGUGCCGCCUAUCAGUGUCCGUCAGUGCUGCCUAUCAAUGCCACCUAACAGUGCCAGUCAGUGCCACCUAUCAGUGCCAGUCUGUGACACCUAUCAGUGCCACCUAUCAGUGCUGCCUAUCAGUGCCAUAUAUGAGUGCUGCCUUUCAGUGCCCAUUAGUGAUGCCUGUCAAUGCCCAUCAGUGCCACCUACCAGUGCCUCCCCAUCAGUGCCACCUAUC
Staurois parvus is the source of this 649-nucleotide messenger RNA. The record is from the annotation of a GenBank genome assembly. Lineage: Eukaryota; Metazoa; Chordata; Amphibia; Anura; Ranidae.